AUGGCUCACAGGCCGAAAAGGACCUUCCGGCAGCGCCGAGCCGACUCCAGUGACAGCGACAGCGCCGAGGAGCCCUCGGCUGAACCCGGGGCGCCGGGGGAGCAGGCAGUCCCGGGCCCUGAGGAGGAAGGGUCUCCCCAUGAAGGAGACCGUGCGGAGGCCGCGGAAAGGCCCCUUCGCGCCCGGGGCCCUCGGGGCCGGGGCCGGGUUUGGGCCACUUCCCGGCGCGCGGCCGGAGCGGCUCCCCGAGCGGACGGCGGUGCGGGCGCCCCAGAAUGCAGAACAGUUGACCUUUCAACUGAUGAAGAGGAUGGAACAUACGAUGCCUCAGAAAGUAAGGAUGAUCAGAGCUCAUCUUCCGACAGCUCUAGCUCUCUGGAAGAGGAAUUUUCAUCAAUAGUAAAUAUCCCUGAUGCAGCUUUUAUUCAGGCAGCCCGCAGAAAACGUGAAUUGGCCAGGGCCCAAGAGGACUAUAUUUCUUUGGAUGUAAAACAUCUUUCUACCAUCGCUGAUACGAAGAAAGAUAGUGAUGAAGAUCCUGAGAGUGAGCCUGAUGACCAUGAAAAAAGAAUACCAUUUACCCUAAAGCCUCAAACACUUAGACAAAGAAUGGCUGAAGAAACAACAACCAGAAAUGAAGAAUCAAGUGAAGAAAGUCAGGAAGAUGAAAAACAAGAUACUUGGGAAGAGCAGCAAAUGAGGAAAGCAGUUAAAAUCACAAAGGGAAGAAACAUAGAUCUUUCUCAUAGUAGAGAAUUUCAAACAGUGAAGAAGUUUGAUACUUCCAUUUCAUUUCCACCAGUAAAUUUAGAAAUUAUAAAGAAGCAAAUAAAUAGAAGAUUAACAUCACUGCAGGAUAUUCACCGCUCACAUCAGAGAGAAUAUGAAAAAUAUGUAGAAGAUGUCAAAAGCUCAAAGAAUGCCAUCCAGAACCUAGAAAAUUCAUCAGAUCAAGCUCUAAAUUUUAAAUUCUAUAAAAGCAUGAAAAUUUAUGUGGACAAUUUAAUUGACUGUCUUAAUGAAAAGAUUAUCAACAUCCAAGAAAUAGAAUCAUCCAUGCAUGCACUCCUCUUAAAACAAGCCAUGAUCUUUAUGAAACGCAGGCAAGAUGAAUUAAAACAUGAAUCAACGUAUUUACAACAGUUAUCACGCAAAGCUGAGACAUCAACAAAUGGAAGCUUGGCUAUAGAUGAAAAAAUUCAAUGUAUUUUAGAAGAAAUUGAAUCUCGAAGGGCUCAAAGAAGACAAGCAAGGGCACUUUCUGGGAAUUGUGACCAUCAGGAAGGGACUUCUAGUGAUGAUGAACUAUCUUCAGCAGACAUGGCUGACUUCCAAAAAAGUCAAGGUGACAUUUUACAGGAUCAUAAGAAGAUCUUUGAAGAUGUGCAUGAUGAUUUUUCUAAUAUCCAGAAUAUUUUAUUAAAAUUUCAACAAUGGCGAGAAAAGUUUCCUGAUUCUUAUCAUGAAGCUUUCAUUGGUUUAUGCAUACCAAAGCUUUUAAACCCCCUAAUACGAGUUCAGUUGAUUAAUUGGAAUCCUCUUAAGUUUGAUUCCAUAGGUUUAAAACAGAUGCCAUGGUUCACAUUUAUAGAAAAGUUUAUAGAUAAUAGUAUGGAAAAUUCAAAGAAGGAAGAUAAUUCCGAUAAGAAAAUCUUGUCUUCUGUCAUCAACAAAACAAUUAUCCCACGACUUACAGACUUUGUAGAAUUCAUAUGGGAUCCUUUGUCAACCUCACAGACAACAAGUUUAAUAGCUCACUGCAGGAUGAUUCUUGAAGAACAUUCCACUUGUGAGAAUGAAGUUAGUAAAGGCAAACAGGACUUAGUUAAAUCCAUUGUUUCAAGAAUGAAGAAAGCAAUAGAAGAUGAUGUUUAUAUUCCACUGUAUCCAAAGAGUGCUGUAGAAAAGAAAACAUCACCACAUUCAAAGUUUCAAGAAAGACAAUUCUGGUCAGCUCUAAAGCUCUUCCGCAAUAUUCUUUUGUGGACUGGACUCCUCCCAGAUGACACCUUGAAAGAGCUAGCACUGGGGAAGCUACUAAAUCGUUACCUUAUCAUAGCUCUUCUUAAUGCUGUGCCUGGGCCAGAUAUCGUUAAAAAGUGCAACCAGAUAACAGCAUGUUUACCAGAAAAAUGGUUUGAAAAUUCUACCAUGAGAACAUCUAUUUCCCAGCUGGAAAACUUCAUCCAGUUUUUAUUGCAGUCUGCACAUAAACUAUCUAGAAGUGAAUUCAGGGAUGAAGUCAAAGAAAUAAUUCUUAUUCUGGUGAAAAUAAGGGCUUUAAAUCAAGCAGAAUCCUUCAUAGAAGAGUAUCACCUAGACCAUCUUAAACCAGUAAUUAAUCAAGUUUGA
This is a messenger RNA of Pipistrellus nathusii (Nathusius's pipistrelle), 2352 nucleotides long. The record is from the annotation of a GenBank genome assembly. Lineage: Eukaryota; Metazoa; Chordata; Mammalia; Chiroptera; Vespertilionidae.